ACGUUCCUCACGUAAACUAAACAUAUAUAAAAACGGUGCCUGAAGCUUUAUACUGAAUGUUUUUCAGUAUUUACAUACUUACAUUAAAAAAUGUGCAAAUUCAGUGUUGUGUUCCUAUAUUCAGCCGUGAUGGCUGUCAAUAUUUGGAGUGCUUGUUGCAUUAGUGAGGAAGAUAAAGCAGCCAUCAUAACAGCGAUAGCACCCCUCGCACAGAACUGCGGCUCUGAAUGUGGACUUGAUAACGAUGACUUCGAGAAGUACAAAGAGGAUGGGUCAGACAUGGACCCCUGUUUUAAAGCUUGCUUGAUGACGCAGAUGGGAGUUUUGGACAAAGAAGGAAAGUACGAUGGCAAAGGAUUACAUAAAGCAAUGGAAGAGGCAGAUUAUCCGGGAGACAAAGACGACGCUCAGAAAUUCUUAGAUGAAUUGGAUAGGUGUUUUGAUGCUAAAGGAGACAAUAGUGGUAGCGAUGAAGAAGCUAAGAUGAAGAGAGCAGAUGUCCUAUUCCAAUGUAUGCAAGAUAUGAAAGAGAAGUAGUUGAAGAAACGGUGUAACCACUGUUACAGUUGCUGUCCCAGAUUAACACAGUAGAGCCGUAUCGACCGUCUAGCAGAAUUGGUAUCCUUACCUAUUAUGUAACUUCCUAUAAAUACAUUAUUAUAUGCCAUUACA
Molecule: messenger RNA, 672 nt
Organism: Helicoverpa zea (corn earworm)
Lineage: Eukaryota; Metazoa; Arthropoda; Insecta; Lepidoptera; Noctuidae
Exons: 5
Coding region: 91-537 (148 amino acids)
Molecular function (GO): odorant binding
Source: RefSeq, a predicted model, not a curated record